This is a messenger RNA of Erigeron canadensis, 501 nucleotides long. RefSeq names its product RING-H2 finger protein ATL52-like. Bases 1 to 501 code for a protein of 166 amino acids. The record is from RefSeq and is a predicted model, not a curated record. The transcript has a single exon. Lineage: Eukaryota; Viridiplantae; Streptophyta; Magnoliopsida; Asterales; Asteraceae. Gene Ontology annotation, biological process: protein ubiquitination.
AUGGAGGAUAACUCAUUAACACUCAAACUAAUAUCCCUUUUAGUCAUAGUUUCUUUGGUAGCGGUCCUGGUGGCCGCUUACCAUUUCAUCACGGUUAGUUGUCACAAUCGUCGACGAAUUCCUGUACCACCACAAUACGGCCACCGACAAAAUCAUCAUCAGGAUAUUGACUGCAGUUUGGAGAAUUCUGUGGUGCUUCUUAUCCCAGCCCACAAGCAUCAAAAGGGAGCCCAAUUAGACGCAAAGGGAGGAGAAUGUGAUAACGAUGAGGCCAUGUGUUCGAUUUGUUUGAGUGAAUUUGAAGUGGAUGAAGACCUAAGAACUUUACCUGAAUGCUCACACUCCUUUCAUGUGCCUUGUAUUGAUAUGUGGCUUUAUUCUCAUUCGACUUGCCCUGUCUGUCGUUCAGAUGCCAUCCCUUCAUCACAAAUUUUGUUUCAGUUUUUGGAUUCGGAUUCAGAUAUGGAGGUUAGACAAGAAGCUUCUUCUAACAAUAUUUAG